AUGUUGUUUCGAAAUCUCCUGUCGACAACGGUCCUCGCCCUGUCACUAGGCGCUGGAGAUGUCCUUGCAGAACAUGGACGGUUUGGCCAGAUGGCCCGUGAUUCUCUGGCCAAACGGACUGCCCCGCCGGUCAAAAAGUCCCAUCACCAGUCGCACGACCACUUCCGGUUCCUCAGCCGCGAGACUAAGCGUACGACAUGUCCUAGUCAAUUGAGCCUGCCCGAUGUCGACUUCGAUAUCGGUGAGAUGUAUUCCGGGUUGGUCCCCAUCGAGAAGGACAACAGCUCGCGGUCUCUGUUCUUCGUCUUCCAACCCACCAUUGGGGAGCCGGUGGAUGAGAUCACGAUUUGGCUCAAUGGAGGCCCGGGCUGCAGUUCCCUCGAGGGCUUCUUCCAAGAGAACGGCCGGUUCCUUUGGCAAGCCGGGACCUUCGCGCCGGUUGAGAACCCCUACUCGUGGGUGAACUUGACCAACAUGUUAUGGGUCGACCAACCCGUGGGCACUGGCUUUGCCACCGGAACGCCCACCGCGGUGUCCCAGGAAGAAACAGCCGAAGACUUUAUCAAGUUCUUCAAGAACUUCCAGAAACUCUUCGGAAUCAAGAACUUCAAGAUCUAUGUCACCGGCGAGAGUUACGCGGGGCGGUACGUGCCGUACGUCUCGGCGACCAUGCUCGACCAGGACGACAAGGAGUACUACGACCUGAAGGGUGCCAUGGUCUACGACCCCUGCAUCGGCCAGUUCGACUACGUGCAAGAGGAAGUGCCCGCGGUGCCCUUCGUGCAGCAGAACGCGAACUUGUUCAACUUCAACGCCAGCUUCAUGGCGGAGCUCGAGAGCCUGCACGAGUCGUGCGGUUACAAGGAUUUUAUUGAUCAGUACCUGGUGUUCCCGCCGUCGGACGUGCAGCCGCCCAAGUCGGCCAACUCCAGCGAAUGCGACGUCUUCGACCUGAUCUACAACGAGGCCCUGCUGGUCAACCCGUGCUGGGACGUGUACGAGGUCAAUCUCAUGUGCCCGCUGCAGUGGGACGUGCUCGCCUUCCCGACAGGGCUGCUAUACCAGCCCGCCGGGUCGACGGUGUACUUUGACCGGCCGGACGUGAAGCGCGCCAUGCACGCGCCGCUCAACGUUACCUGGGCCGAGUGUGCGAACCAGAACGUCUUCGUGGGCGGCAAGGCCGGGCCCGAGGGCGAGGGCGACCUGUCGGCGAACCCGAUCGAGCACGUCCUCCCGCAGGUCAUCGAGGCCACCAACCGCGUGCUCAUCAGCAACGGCGACUACGACAUGAUCAUCCUCACCAACGGUACGCUGCUGUCCAUCCAGAACAUGACGUGGAACGGCCAGCUGGGCUUCCAGUCGGCGCCCAGCACCCCGAUCGAUAUCACUCUGCCGGACCUGCAGUACAAGGAGGUGUUUGAGCAGAAUGGACAGCCCGGCUGGGAUCUCGGUCAGGGCAUCAUGGGGAUUCAGCACUACGAGCGUGGACUGAUGUGGGCGGAGACGUUCCAGAGCGGACACAUGCAGCCUCAGUAUCAGCCGCGGGUGGCGUACCGCCAUUUGCAGUGGCUCCUGGGACGGAUUGAGACGUUGUAA
Aspergillus terreus NIH2624 is the source of this 1596-nucleotide messenger RNA. RefSeq names its product putative pheromone processing carboxypeptidase (Sxa2) (gene sxa2). The transcript is spliced from 4 exons. Gene Ontology annotation, biological process: proteolysis. Bases 1 to 1596 code for a protein of 531 amino acids. Lineage: Eukaryota; Fungi; Ascomycota; Eurotiomycetes; Eurotiales; Aspergillaceae. The record is from RefSeq and is a predicted model, not a curated record. Gene Ontology annotation, molecular function: serine-type carboxypeptidase activity.